Molecule: messenger RNA, 915 nt
Organism: Micromonas commoda
Lineage: Eukaryota; Viridiplantae; Chlorophyta; Mamiellophyceae; Mamiellales; Mamiellaceae
Exons: 1
Coding region: 1-915 (304 amino acids)
Biological process (GO): heme oxidation
Molecular function (GO): heme oxygenase (decyclizing) activity
Source: RefSeq, a predicted model, not a curated record
AUGUCAUCGAGAGUUGCGUCCCGAGCGGCGUCGCUCGCGUCGUUUGCGGUGCGGCGGCACGCCUCCACCACCGCGACGGCGCCCGACCUCCCCAGCGAGAUAUUCAAGCGCUCCAAGCACAACAAGCUCGGGCUGUCGAAGGUCCUGGACGACGUCACCAUGCGUUCGGGCGAGCACGACAUGAGGGUGUUCGGCACGGGCACCCUGGCGGCGCUCACGUCGAAGUCCGCUUACGUCUCCUUCACCGCGAGCCACUACCACUUCUACAGCGAGCUGGAGAACAGGCUCGACGAGGCUCACAGGGCGGACACCCCCUCGGGGCAAGUCUGGGGGAAGUUCGCGUCGGAGCUGAGGAGGGCUCACAGGCUGGAGAGGGACCUCGAGGAUCUGUUGGGGACGAGCGUCGGGGCUCACCCUCCAUCCCCAGCGACGUCGGAGUACGUCGCCGCCAUCGCCGACGCCGCGGAGCGUGAACGCGGCGGUCCACCUCUCCUGUUGGCGCACUUCUACACCAGGUAUCUCGCCGACCUGUUUGGAGGAUCCAUGAUGGGCUGGCCCACGCGUCGCGCGCUCGGACUGGCGGACGUGCCCGCGUUUUACACCCACGACGACGCGUCGAUAAACGACGACAGGUUCGAGUACGUGGAGAGGGUGUACGCCGCCAUCAACGCCGCGGCGAGAGGCGCCGACGACGCGGUCGUCUCCGCGGUGGCUGACGAGGCUAAACUUGCGUUCCGGUGCAACGCGGGAGUGUACCGGGAGGAUGGCCGGGGUUCGUCGCUCUCGGCGGCGUUGGGCGGGGCGCGGGUGAUGUGGGGGUACGCGAAGGAGCGGGUGUGGGGCGCGAGGGAGCAGAGGGACCUGUUCGGCAGGUUGGUCAAGCGAAGGGACCCGGUGACUGGCGAGUUCAGGUAG